Dermacentor andersoni is the source of this 1689-nucleotide messenger RNA. RefSeq names its product endothelin-converting enzyme 1-like. Gene Ontology annotation, molecular function: metalloendopeptidase activity. Gene Ontology annotation, biological process: protein processing. The record is from RefSeq and is a predicted model, not a curated record. Gene Ontology annotation, cellular component: plasma membrane. Lineage: Eukaryota; Metazoa; Arthropoda; Arachnida; Ixodida; Ixodidae.
CUUGGUCGCGAUGAAGCCUCCGAAAGCGACAACAUAGACAAGCUCACGAAUCUCGCUUGCAAGUUUUUUGAGAUCGUAAGUGCUGUCGCCGGAGAGGGCAGCAACAAUACGGAUGCGUGCGCUUCCGUGGCCCUUGUGGCAGUCGAGAUGGCCAAGUCCUCGUCACGAGAGGAACCCUUAAUCGACCUAAUGCAGAAUUUCAGCUUGCAGUCCGUGACGGCUCUCAUCGCUUUUCAAACGAUGAUAUCCAGAGUUGCAAAGUCCGAAGGCAAAUCGCGAAAUGACACAAUGUUGGCUGUGAAGAAUCCAGCGCAGGUUGAGAUUGUGAAGUCUCUUCUCUCAUCAAAAGCAGAAUCACUGUUCCACUACAUGGGCCUGCACUUGACAGUCUACGUGUCUCCGUUUCUGGAAGAUGGACAGUCCUUCGUGGAAGCAAGCUCUUUCCUUCUCUCGGGUCGCACUGGAUCCCCGCCAAAGUGGAGGCUAUGCGUGCGCCUAGUGGACCGCAUUCUGCCCACCUUGCUCAUCGUAUCCUUCGAGCAGUACAUGAACAGGUCGGAUACCUUCUCGGAACUCAUGGCAUACAUCAUGGCAGAAGAAUUGCGGUCCGCGUUCAUCGACGAGUUUUCCCACAUUGAGCGUUUCGACAACUGGACCAAGUACAUCGUCUCAGAGCAGCUCGAACAAGUGAGAAUGCUGUUUUUGUUUCCUGCUCGAUUCUCGGCGAACUCUUUAUUACCUGACUUGGUCAACAAGAUUGAGACGGAAGUACCGGCGAUGAACCAGUCUCUCCAGUAUUUCCUCAAACUCAGUGCCUUGGUCGCAUCCAAGUGGGCAGACCGAAGUUGGAAUUUCGUCCCCAAUUCUAGGCGUUUAUCACUGUUUAACACCGACUGCUAUUACGACCCAGGAUGGAGAGCCGUCGUUCUUCCUCUGAGCCUCUUCAACAUUUCAAUACCAACUUCAGCAAAGGAAGGGAUGUUUCAUAUUCCAAGAGUAGGCCCUCGCCUCUCCAACUGUCUCUUCGAUGCCAUUUUCGGAACAAGUGCCUUGAAUUCGCUUAGUAUCUCCCAGACUGAAACGACGUCGAAGCACUUCGAGACGACUUCGCGAUGCUUGGAGCAACACUACAAUUCAUCAAAAAAGGAGGCAAUGACUACGGCGUCUAGAAUUGAGGAAAACUCGGCCCUCGUCGUUGCUUACGAGGCCUAUGAAGAUCGACUUUUUACCAAGCAAUACCUGAACAGGGACUACGGCUUCGCCAAUCUUGAGAACGUGAACUCAGAACAACUAUUUUUCGCUUAUUACGCUCUUAAUUACUGCACAAGCCGAAACAGCCCUAAUCAGACAAAGUGGAUGAUCAUGCGUGACAGAGUGAACGUGCCCUUGAAGAAUUCGUACGAGUUUGCCACUGCAUUCGGAUGUGCACAGGGCACGCCAAUGAAUCCAUCGAACAAGUGCAGCUUCUGGGAUUGACAGCAUGCGACGAAUAUUUUUUCCUAGUGCGCUUUAGCGUGUUUAUUAUUGUAUCAACUAACAUACCAAGAUUAUUUGAGCAUCGUGAUGUUUAGCUGGCGUUAUAUUCUCGCUUAUGAGAUAUAGUUUGAAAUAUGGAAUGAAACUGCAUUGCCUUUCAUGCGUUAUGAUCUGCCUCAUUUCAAGCAAUAACGAUAAAAGUCGGAAAACGCA